Messenger RNA from Nicotiana tabacum (common tobacco), 2340 nucleotides. RefSeq names its product light-mediated development protein DET1. Gene Ontology annotation, molecular function: ubiquitin-like ligase-substrate adaptor activity; ubiquitin protein ligase binding. Lineage: Eukaryota; Viridiplantae; Streptophyta; Magnoliopsida; Solanales; Solanaceae. Gene Ontology annotation, biological process: protein ubiquitination; positive regulation of proteasomal ubiquitin-dependent protein catabolic process; carbohydrate metabolic process. The record is from RefSeq and is a predicted model, not a curated record. Gene Ontology annotation, cellular component: cullin-RING ubiquitin ligase complex; nucleus.
UUCACCAGUCCACUUUUCGUCCUUUCCCGAGUGUUAACCGAACAACACACACCUUAGCAGCACCACGCUACUAUUCACACAUCCCUCUUUAAUUGUUGCCACCGCUGUAACUCCCUCCACCUCAUUCUCCCACUCCCUCCGCAAACCAAAUGUUGCCUUCCCAUAUCUGUGCCAACGACUAAACUGCAAAAAUCCAAACAGUUCAUUCCUUUUCGACUUCAUCGACCCUAAUUGAGGCUACUCAAGUUCUUUUUUUCUUCAAUUAUCCAAUAACUCGGUACUAUUUGCUACUGAAGAACUGGUCUGUUGCCCUGGUUUUGUAUUUAGUCAAAUGGUCAUGCUGUGAGAGCAAUUCAUUAUUGAAUAGGUUUGAGUGAUUAAUAGGACUGAUGUUCACAAGCAACAAUGUUACCGCCAGGCUUUUUGAGCGCCAGAUUUGUACCCCUUCUCCAGGCACCAGUAUUCAUCGUGCCAGAAGAUUUUAUGAGAACAUUGUACCAAGUUAUACCGUAUAUGAUGUUGAAUGUCCCGACCAUUCAUUUCGCAAGUUCACGGAUGAUGGUCUAUAUCUUGUAAGUUUCAGCCGAAAUCAUCAGGAUCUGAUUGUUUAUAGACCAACAUGGUUGUCAUUUUCCUGCAAAGAUGAAGAUUGUGAUAUUCAUGAUCUUCCUUCGAAAGCCAGGAAGUUCGAGAGCUUCUUCACGCAACUGUACAGUGUAACUCUUGCUUCUAGUGGGGAACUUAUAUGCAAGGAUUUCUUUCUCUAUAUGGAGAGCAAUCAAUUUGGACUCUUUGCAACUUCAACUGCACAAAUUCAUGAUGCUCCUCCUACAGGAGGGGCAAUUCAGGGUGUCCCUUCAGUUGAAAAAAUAACUUUCCACCUUCUGAGGUUGGAGGAUGGAGCUAUACUUGACGAGAGGGUUUUUCACAAUGAUUAUGUUAAUUUGGCACAUAGUGUUGGUGCUUUCUUGUAUGAUGAUUUGCUUGCUAUAGUGUCCCUUCGUUUUCAAAGAAUACACAUCCUUCAGAUCAGAGAUUCUGGAGAUCUUGUUGAUGUACGAGCAAUUGGGGAAUUCUGCCGUGAAGAUGAUGAGCUUUUUCUCAAUUCCAAUUCCCAGGUGCUUGUAAAUCAUGUUGGAAAUGGUUUUCAUCAUGGUCUGCCUGAUCCAGAGACUUCUUUCCUGAGUGGUAUAAAGCAGCGGCUGCUUUCAUUUAUAUUUCGAGGUAUAUGGAAUGAAGAAACUGACCAGACCAUGCGAGUGCAGUGCCUGAAGAAGAAGUUUUACUUCCACUUUCAAGAUUACAUUGACUUGAUUAUCUGGAAGGUACAAUUUUUGGACCGACAUCACCUAUUGAUCAAGUUUGGCAGUGUUGAUGGUGGGGUAUCUCGAAAUGCUGACAGCCAUCCUUCCUUUUUUGCUGUUUAUAAUAUGGAGACUACUGACAUUGUUGCAUUUUAUCAGAACUCAGCCGAUGAGCUCUAUUUCUUGUUCGAGCUGUUCAGUGACCACUUUCAUGUUUCAUCCAGAAGUUCAUUACAUAUGAACUUCAUGUCCUCUCAUUCAAACAACAUCCACGCCCUCGAGCAACUAAGGUGCACAAAGAAUAAAGCAACCAGUUUUCCUCAAUUUGUUAAGAAGAUGAUGGCCUCCUUGCCUUUUAGUUGUCAGUCUCAGAGCCCUUCCCCUUAUUUUGACCAGUCUUUCUUCAGAUUUGAUGAGAAGCUUAUUUCAGCGAUUGACCGCCAUAGACAGUCUACUGACCAUCCAAUCAAAUUCAUUUCAAGGAGACAACCUAAUAUCCUGAAAUUCAAAAUUAAGCCAGGACCCGAAGCCGGCAGCACGGAUGGGCGGACUAAGAAGAUCUGUUCCUUCCUCUUCCACCCAAUAUUACCCCUUGCAAUUUCUGUUCAACAAACCUUGUUUCUGCAGGCAUCAGUUGUAAAUAUCCAUUUUCGUCGGUAAUGUAGAGAGGAGCUAUUUUAUAUGUUACCUAUUUGUUUAUAAGUUUCUCUAUUAAUAGUAACUUCUAGUUUGAAAUCAACCUAGAAAUUGCAAAUUGAUUAAAACUGAUGCAUAGAAAUGCUAUUUUUCUUCUACUCACCUCUCUGCACUACAAACACUAGAGCCAGACCCCUUGAUAGAAUGCCGAGAGGGUUAGUACGGUCAUUAUGAUUUUUUCUUCUGUAUUGUAUUAAGCUUUUCUUUUCUAGCUGAUGUACAUUCAGAUAUUUAUUUGUGUAGCAGAAUACUGAGAAGACCCUUUUUAGUUCUGUGACUGCUGUAGACUCUUUUGGGGUGUCCCUUUAUUAAUAUUCAAGCUAAGCGAAUGCUUCCAUUA